Messenger RNA from Malurus melanocephalus (red-backed fairy wren), 3746 nucleotides. RefSeq names its product erb-b2 receptor tyrosine kinase 2 (gene ERBB2). Gene Ontology annotation, cellular component: basal plasma membrane; signaling receptor complex. The record is from RefSeq and is a predicted model, not a curated record. The coding region runs from base 91 to 3351 and encodes 1086 amino acids. Gene Ontology annotation, biological process: cell surface receptor protein tyrosine kinase signaling pathway; multicellular organism development; neuron differentiation. The transcript has 25 exons. NCBI's taxonomy places the organism in Eukaryota, Metazoa, Chordata, Aves, Passeriformes, Maluridae. Gene Ontology annotation, molecular function: transmembrane receptor protein tyrosine kinase activity; ATP binding.
CCCGGGAGCGGCGGGGAGGCGGCGGCUCCGGCUCCGCAAACUUUCCCGGAGCGGCGGCGGGGCCAUGGGCCGCGGCCCGCGCUGAGCACCAUGAUCGCGGCCGGGGGCUGCCUCGGCGYCGGGCUGCUGCUGCUGCUGCUGCUGCUGGCCGCCCUCUGCCCCCCCGCCGCCGCUGAAGUCUGCACCGGCACCGACAUGAAGCUGCUGCGUCCCUCCAGCCCCGAGAGCCACUACGAGACCCUGCGGCACCUCUACCAGGGCUGCCAGGUGGUCCAGGGCAACCUGGAGCUCACCUACUUGCCCACCGGCGCCGACACCGCUUUCCUCAAGGACAUCAAGGAGGUGCAGGGCUACGUGCUGAUCGCGGAGAACCGAGUGAGCGGGCUGGAGCUGCAGAACCUGCGCAUCAUCCGCGGCACGCAGCUCUUCCAGGACCGCUACGCCCUGGCCGUGCUGGGCAACGCCGGCCCCGCCGGGGAGCCGGGGCUGCGCCAGCUCGGCAUGAGGCAGCUCACGGGUGGGGUGCUCAUCGAGAGGAACCCCGAGCUCUGCUUCCAGGAGACCAUCCUGUGGAGCGACAUCCUCCACCGGCACAACGAGUUCCGYGGCGACAUCCAGGUGGAGAGCACCCGCACCCGCAGCUGUCCUGACUGCCGGGCGCUCUGUGCCGAGGGGCACUGCUGGGGCGAGGGGAAACAGGACUGCCAGACGUUGACCAACAGCAUCUGCCACGGCUGCCCACGCUGCAAAGGCACCAAACCCACGGACUGCUGCCACGAGCAAUGCGCCGCCGGCUGCACCGGCCCCAAGCACUCCGACUGCCUGGCAUGCCUGAACUUCAACCGGAGCGGGAUCUGCGAGCUGCACUGCCCUCCCCUCGUGGUCUACAACUCGGACACYUUCGAGUCGAUGCCCAACCCCGACGGGCGCUACACCUUCGGUGCCAGCUGUGUCAGCCAGUGUCCCUACAAUUACCUGGCCACCGAGGUGGGCUCCUGCACCCUGGUGUGCCCCCAGAACAGCCAGGAGGUGACGGUCAACAACGUGCAGAAGUGUGAGAAGUGCAGCAAACCCUGUCCGGAGGUGUGCUACGGGCUGGGAGUGGAUUUCUUGAAGGGCGUCCGCGCCGUCAACGCUUCCAACAUCCACCACUUCUCCGGCUGCACCAAGAUUUUCGGGAGCUUGGCUUUCCUGCCCGAGACCUUUGCUGGGGACCCCAGCACCAACACCCCACCCCUGGACCCCAAACUGCUGCGGAUCUUUGAGAGCCUGGAGGAGCUGACGGUGCUAAUUGACCCCUCAGUGCUGAUUUCCCCCCCUGCAGAGAGCGAGGGGCUGGUUUGCUUUCACCUCUGCGCCCAGGGACAUUGCUGGGGUCCCGGUCCCACCCAGUGCGUGGCGUGYGAGCGGUUCCUGCGCGGCCAGGAGUGCGUGGCCUCCUGCAACCUCCUGGAGGGAACCAUCCGGGARCACGCCAACGGGACGCGCUGCCUGCCGUGCCACCCCGAGUGCCAGCCCCAGAACGGCACCGAGACCUGCUUCGGAUCGGAUCCAGACCAGUGCGUGGCCUGUGCCCACUACAAGGACGCCCAGCAGUGCGUGCGGCGCUGCCCCAGCGGCGUCAAGGCCGACGCCUCCUUUGUGCCCGUCUGGAAAUACCCCGAUGAAUUUGGGGUGUGCCAGCUCUGCCCCACCAACUGCACCCACUCGUGCACGAUCCGGGAUGAGGACGGGUGCCCCGUGGACCAGAAGCCAAGCCAGGUGACGUCCAUCAUCGCCGGCGUGGUGGGAGCCCUGCUGGUCAUCGUCCUGCUCCUCAUCACCGUCAUCUGCGUCAAGCGCCGGCGGCAGCAGGAGCGCAAGCACACCAUGCGGCGGCUGCUGCAGGAGACCGAGCUGGUGGAGCCACUGACGCCCAGCGGGGCCCUCCCCAACCAAGCCCAGAUGAGGAUUCUCAAGGAGACGGAGCUCAAGAAAGUCAAAGUUUUGGGUUCUGGCGCUUUUGGCACCGUCUAUAAGGGCAUCUGGAUCCCCUGCCUCCUGGACUACGUGCGGGAGAACAAGGACCACAUCGGCUCCCAGGACCUGCUCAACUGGUGUGUGCAGAUCGCCAAGGGGAUGAAUUAUCUGGAGGAGGUGAGGCUAGUGCACCGGGAUUUGGCCGCUCGCAAUGUCCUCGUCAAGAGCCCCAACCACGUCAAGAUCACCGAUUUUGGGCUGGCCCGGCUGCUCGACAUCGACGAGACCGAGUACCACGCCGAUGGUGGCAAGGUCCCCAUCAAGUGGAUGGCACUGGAGUCCAUCCUGCGCCGGCGCUUCACGCACCAGAGCGACGUCUGGAGCUACGGUGUCACCGUGUGGGAGCUGAUGACGUUUGGGGCAAAGCCGUACGAUGGGAUCCCAGCCCGGGAGAUCCCAGACCUGCUGGAGAAGGGCGAGCGGCUGCCGCAGCCGCCCAUCUGCACCAUCGACGUCUACAUGAUCAUGGUGAAAUGCUGGAUGAUCGACUCCGAGUGCCGGCCCAAGUUCCGCGAGCUGGUGGCCGAGUUCUCCCGCAUGGCCCGCGACCCGCAGCGCUUCGUGGUCAUCCAGAAUGACCUGGUGGGGCUGCCUGGCUCCAUGGACAGCACCUUCUACCGGGCACUGCUGGACGAGGAGGACAUGGACGACCUGGUGGAUGCUGAGGAGUACCUGGUGCCUCACCACGGCUUCUUCAGCGCUGACACCUCCACCACCUACCGCAGCCGCAUCUCCUCCAUGCGGAGCACGGCAGAGUCUCCAGCCAAGAUGGAGGAGGGCGAGGGUUUGGGCUCCUUCCCCUUCCCUGCCCAGGGCCUGGCAGAGGGGCUGGAGGGCCCUGUCCCAGAGGUGCCAGAGGGGGACAAGGUGGCCCUGCAGAGCCCCCCGGGCCGGGAGCCCGGGACCCUGCCCCGGUACAGCGAGGAUCCCACCGGGCUGGCGGCCGAGGAUGGAGAGGACCCCGAGGGUUUCACCGUCCCAGCCCCACACAGCACCAUGCCAGAGUACGUGAACCAGGCCGGGGAGCGUCCCCCCCGCACGCCCCCGUCCCCGCUGGACAAGCCCAAAGGGCACCAGGGCAAGAACGGGCUCAUCAARGACCCCAAGAACUCCUUCCCAGGGCCCUUCGGCCACGCCGUGGAGAACCCCGAGUACCUGGCACCCCCCGGCGCCCCCACCCCCGGCCCCUUCAGCCAGGCUUUCGACAACCCCUACUACUGGAACCAGGAUCCCCCCAAGGGUGGGGGUCCCGAGGGUGGCCCCGGCACGACGCCCACAGCCGAGAACCCCGAAUACCUCGGCCUGGCYGGCCCCGACGCCGCGGCCGUGUAGRAAAAAMCCCCCCCAACUUCACCGAGGCAGCUCAGGGAGGGACGAGCCACAGCUGCAGGGCUGAGGGUCCGUCCCUUCUGCCCGGGGUGGCACCGGCCACGGAGGGCUGGGAGAGCCCAGGACGCUGUGGGACGGCGCAGCAGCAAAGAGUGGGGACAGAGGGGUCACCCUCGGUGGCACUGGCGGGGGUGGCACCUGGAGAGCUCGGACCCAGCACGGCCUGGAGAAGGACAGACCCUCUGCCAUCCCCCWCCCCGUUCCAGGGCUGUCCCAGUGCCCGGGACACGUGGACUUGCACUGAGAGCAGCUGGACUGAGAGCAGUCCCGGCUCCUCCGGGAUUCUUUGGAAGCUCCGGGAUGUAUAUUUGAUUAUUGUACAUUGGUUGUUUUUUCUA